Messenger RNA from Patiria miniata (bat star), 2268 nucleotides. RefSeq names its product deoxynucleoside kinase-like (gene tk2). Bases 256 to 1098 code for a protein of 280 amino acids. Gene Ontology annotation, cellular component: cytoplasm; mitochondrion. NCBI's taxonomy places the organism in Eukaryota, Metazoa, Echinodermata, Asteroidea, Valvatida, Asterinidae. Gene Ontology annotation, molecular function: deoxynucleoside kinase activity. The transcript is spliced from 2 exons. The record is from RefSeq and is a predicted model, not a curated record.
UUCUUUGUCAUGUUUUCAGGAAAUUGCAAUAUAUAAUUAUAAAGCCCUUUCCUCUAGCUCUCAUUCCAAAAUCGUAUGACAUAGCAGGGAGAUAUUAACUUCGGAAAUUGCACAGAGAAAAGGCAGUUUUGUACGUAAUUGUUUGCUGUAAAUGCAGGCUCGCUCGCCCGGACCUCAGCAUGCUGUCAGGAAAAAUGUGCAGGCAGGCAGGAAAUCAACUUGUUACUUUUGAAUACAACAUGAUACAAGUCAACAAUGUUGCUGAGUAGAUUCCUGGGCGUCUUUCCACGCGUCGCUGCCUGCCAGUGCCAACGUUUUAUUGGUGUAAAUUUCUCAGUGCAUCUGAGGCAAGCGCACAAAACUAGCACAACCCUUCAAGGACUAACUCGCACAUUUUCUACAGUGAAAAUGCAGAGCCAAGAUUUCAGUUCUGGAAACGGACGCAUGAACGGACGGGGCACAGAGCAGCCCAUCACGAUCUCCAUAGAAGGGAACAUCGGCUCGGGAAAAACAACCCUGAUGAAUUUUUUCGCCGGACACGAUGUCGUCACCACCAUCGACGAGCCGGUCCAGAAGUGGAGGAAUGCCCGAGGUCACAACCUCUUUGAGCUCAUGUACCGCGACCCCAAGAGAUGGAGCUUUGCAUUCCAGUCCUACGUGCAGCUCACCAUGCUGGAGAACCACCGGGCACAGGUCGCCACCCCUUUCAAAAUGAUGGAGCGAUCGGUGUACAGUGCGCGCUACAUCUUCGUCGAGAACAUGCAUUUGACGUCCACCAUGUCGGAUCCGGAAUUCACCGUCUUAGAUGAGCUCUUCCAGUGGGUGAUCAGCAAUCACCACAUCGGUGUGGACCGCAUCAUCUACCUCCGGACCUCCCCCGAGCAGUGCUACGAAAGGAUACAACAGCGAUGCAGAACAGAAGAGGAGGGCAUCCCGUUGGAGUACUUGAAGUCACUCCAUCAACUCUACGAGGACUGGCUGAUCUCUGAGAAGUACCCCGUCCCAGGGUCUGUGAUGGUCCUCGACGGCUCCGCCCCUCUGGAAGAAAUGCUGAAGACGUACAAAACCAAACAAGACAGUAUUUUGUGCAAAGGAUGAGUGCACCCACUUGUUAAUAACAAAAACCUUUUCAAACACGAGAGUAUGAUGUUUUGCCUUUGCGCUCCGGGGCCAACAUAACCUGACUUUUGGGGUUUUUUAUUCGAAAUUAUUCCCUUCUGAUGAAGUUCUCGGAGGCGGUUUUACAAAAAAAUUUCACUGGGACUGGCUUUACUCAAUUACUUUUUAUCUACUUCGGUUGGAAAGCUUUAUCAUUUACAUUUACAUAAAUUUCUCCUCAUUUACAUUUUACAGGGUGUUUCAUCUUGGUGCGAGACGGGCCAUAGUGUGAGUCGAGUGUGCUGAUCUAUAGUGCAUUACAAAUAAAUUGUAUGUGAACAAAAGUCUGUUUCUUACCUACCUCAAAACAUGUACAUAUGUACAAUGUACAUUCCGUAAUUGUACUAAUGGUGUAUACUAGGAAAUUUAUGUGACAAGUUUAUCAACAGUGGAAUAUGUUUUUUAAAUGCCUGUCGUAACUGUUACAAUAUUUCACAGAUGCUUCAUGCAAAUUUACAUGCUUGUACAAUACCGCUGGACGAGUAACUCUAUUAUUCAAGUACUCACGAGAAGUUCAUGCUACUCAUUCUUUUACUCUUGGUUUUUCAUCUACUUGAGUACUUGUCAUGGCACGAAAAGAAGCAGGUACUCACGAGUAGCAAUUUAGGGUUCUAAGUUUAGGGUCCAUGGCUUGAUACGUCCCCUACAAACAAGGAAUCACUCCCUCCACCUUUCUCUCUCCCUAGGAUUCCAUUCGUCUAAAAAAAAAAAUAAUAAGCUGUCUUAUAUAAACAGCUUUUUGGGCUAUCCUUGGCUUUGUAUAUGUAAUCAGUUCAUUUUUUUUUAAGUAUCACUCUAUGUUUCUCCGUAUUUGCCAAAAUAAAUAAAUAAAUAAAAAUAAAUAAAUAUUCACAAAUGUGUGGUUCAUUUUGUAUACUAUUGUGUUGUAUAUCUGCCAUCUCGCAGAUUGUCUAGCGGAUCUCCCCUCGCGACCCUUGGAGUCGUCCCUCGCCAGCAGUCCUCGCCCGUUGAAGGGGGCGAUGCGAGAGGGGAGGGGCAAGAUGCGAGAUGGCAGAUCUAGAACACCAUAUAGUAUACAACCCUUUUUGCUGUAAAUUCUGCUGAGGUAUCCAAGAUGAACCAAAAUAAAUUAUUUCCAUCAAUACUGAA